AUGAAGCUGAUUACAUUUAUUUCGUUAUUGUGUGCAUUUAUUAUCGCAAAGGACACUAAAGAGAAAUACAAGGACAAUCAUUUAUAUCUACAUCUAUUAGCUCAUACUCAUGAUGAUGUUGGCUGGCUUAAAACUGUCGAUCAAUACUAUACAGGAACAAACACUUCCUAGUAAAUGGCUUUUGUUGAGAUGAUAUUGGAUACUACUAUUGAGGAAUUAAUCAAUGAUCCUACAAAGAAAUUCACAUAUGUAGAGAUGAAAUUCUUUUCAAUGUGGUGGAACGAUCAAACUAAAGACCUACAAGAUCAAGUUAGAUAGCUAGUAAAAGAGGGUAGAUUAGAAUUUGUAAAUGCAGGUUGGUCAAUGCAUGAUGAAGCUUGCACUCAUUACGAGGACAUGUUGGAUAAUAUGAUGAAAGGCCAGAAAUUCCUUUGGGAUUAAUUCUAGUACAAGCCAAGAAUUGGAUGGUAAAUUGAUCCAUUUGGGCAUUCAAACACAAAUGGCAGACUCUUCGCUGAAAUGGGAUUUGAUGCCGUGUUUGUUGCUAGAGCUGAUUAUUAAGAUAAGCAGAAGAGACUUAAGGAGAAGACAAUGGAAUACCUAUGGCGACCUAGCUUUAAGCAUUUAGGCAAGUCUAGUCAGAUAUUCAUGCAUACUAUGUUUGACAGUUAUUGCGCUCCUCCUUAUGCGUCAUUUGACAACCUAGAUUUUGGCAAUCAACCUGGAGACAAUGAUGCUUUUGUUGAUGAUGUAGAUCUUGAAACUUAUAAUGCAGAUUUCUUAGCUUAGAAGUUCUUGGACUAUGUUGUAAAUAUAAGCACUUAGUAUAGAACCAAUCAUCUACUUAUUCCGAUGGGUUGUGAUUUCCAGUUCUCAAAUGCUCAUAGAAACUUUUACAACAUCGAUAAGCUAAUGAAUUAUAUCAACAACAAGUACGAUAAUGUAACUUUGAUGUAUACCACUCCUGGAAACUACUUAGACACUCUGAUUUCAUUGGAUUUGAGUUGGUCAGUAAGAUACGAUGAUAUCUUCCCUUACGCAGAUAUCCCUGAGGACUAUUGGAGUGGCUAUUUCUCUUCAAGGCCUGGGUCAAAAACUCAGGUUAGAUAAGGAUCAGCUCUGAUGCACUCAUUUUUCAAGCACUAUUCUUAUCAAAUGUUAAAUCUGUAAACCUCUCAAGAUCAAAUCUUAUCUAUCCUUGCUGCUAGGGAGAAAUUCCUAGAUACCAUGGGAGUAUAUUAGCAUCAUGAUGCUAUCACAGGCACUGAGAAACAACAUGUGGCAAAUGAUUAUAACUUAAAACUAGUCAGAGCAAUCAAUCAGAAUAAAGUGGAAAUGAAUAAAAUAGCCUAGUAAAUGGCCAUGAAAAUAGCUAAGAUAGACUCAAACAAUUGGGACAUCUGCAAUAUGAUGAACUAGACCUAUCUAGAAUGCCCAAACAAGAACUAUGCUAAUACCACAUUCAUCGUAAUUGUUGAUAAUCCAUCUACACAUCCUCAGCACUAUGUCAAAGUAAAAGUUCCUCACAAAAAGUUUAUAGCUUAAAUGUGGGAUCAAACAUCAAAUUCAUUCAAGUCUGUUAAUUCAGUGGCUCUUUGCCAUAGCUACAUAAAUGAAGAUUACUCUGUAACCUAGGAUUGCGACUUAAUCAUUGAGGCAACUAUUGAUGGACUUAAUUCUGAAAUUCUCUAAAUUUCCUAUGAUUUUAGCUAAGACAAACCUAAAGAUCAUAAAAAGACAGAUGAGAUUCGUAAUUCUACCUAAGUUAAGGACAAUCUUGGUAGAUUCGACUACCUCGGCUACUCUUAAAGAGGUGCCUUGCUAAAAUUAUACCUUAAAAAUGGAGCGUACCAGUAUAUUAGUGUGGAUGUCAGAUAUUACUAGUCUGAUGAAGGCGGAGAUAACUAUGAAGGAUCUGAUAAUGUUCCCAGUGGUGCUUAUAUUUUUAAGCCAGCUAAAGAUCAGCAACAGUCACUUUAGUAUUUCUAAAUAAAGCCAGAACCUAUAACAGAUACUAGGAAUGAGUUCAUGCAAGAAACUGUCUUUUACUUUGAUGAUUCUACUCCAAGUAAGAGAAAGGGUAGAUUGAUAAUUAGAGCAUAUGAGCAAUCCCCAAUGCUAGAAGUAGAACUUCAUUUAACUCCUAUUCAACCAGAGAGUGAUGGCAAAGGUGGAAAAGAGAUUACGGUAAACUUCUUCGCAUUUGAUUUCACAAAUACCGGGGAUAAGUUCUACACAGACUCAAACGCUCUAGAGAUGCUCGAAAGAAUCAAAGACUUCAGACCAGAUUGGGAACUCUAGACUCAUUAGCAAGUAUCAUCAAACUACUAUCCUAUUAAUCAAGCUAUUUCUAUGAUUGAUGAGGAUAAAGAUCUUAAGUUUACUGUUUUAAAUGAUAGAUCACAAGGUGGUUCUGUUGUCUAAAAAGGCAGAGUAGAAUUUAUGCAACUAAGGAGAUUGUUUGUUGACGAUAAGAGAGGUGUAGAUGAACCUCUAAGUGAGAAAGGCUUAACAGGAAACGGUAUAUCAUCGAUAGCCACCUAUUACAUGCAACUCUUUAAAAGAAGUGAUGAAGAAUCUUUUUAGAGAUUCUAAGGACUUUCUAUUGAUGAACCUCUUUAACUUUAUUAUACAAACAAAUGGAGUCAAGCUCAGUUUCCCAAGAAUGAUAAUGUGACUAGAGUCAUAGUUUCAGAUAGUGAAACUACAAUAGGAGUCAAUGAGGAUUUCUUGAGAGAAAAUAUUAAAUUCAAGGAUGUGGUUGUACCUUAUAAAUUACAAUUAUUCCCAGAGGAUAAAUUGUAAAUUAUGAUCAGAAUAGAAAACCUUGCAGAUCUAUAUGAUUAUCCUGAUGGCACUACAUUGGACUAAACCACCAUUUAUAUUGACAUUACCAAAGUAGCAUCUGAUCUAUUCUCAAGAGUAAAUGGAGAUUUAUCUUAAUUUGACAAAUGCGAUAUCACAGAAAUAGAAAGUAGUGGGGUAAUAAGUUAAAAAGACAUGCUAAACAAGAAGGUUUAAUGGAAAGGUGAUGAUGAUGACAAAAUCAAGCCACCUGUAAUUCCUUAAGAUUAGUCUUCAGAUGUGAUAGCUCUAAGUGCUCAAAGAAUUAGAACUUUCAGAUUUGUCUACAAAGUUAAGCAAACAUUAUCAAGUAUUAUUUGA
Molecule: messenger RNA, 3165 nt
Organism: Stylonychia lemnae
Lineage: Eukaryota; Ciliophora; Spirotrichea; Sporadotrichida; Oxytrichidae
Source: the annotation of a GenBank genome assembly